Molecule: messenger RNA, 699 nt
Organism: Phycomyces blakesleeanus NRRL 1555(-)
Lineage: Eukaryota; Fungi; Mucoromycota; Mucoromycetes; Mucorales; Phycomycetaceae
Exons: 1
Coding region: 10-531 (173 amino acids)
Source: RefSeq, a predicted model, not a curated record
GCGGUUAACAUGUCAGCACAUAGCAGGGAAGGAAAGUGUCAUAGCAGACUUAGAAUCACGCCGCACCUUCACCAAGAACCUAUGGAAAUUGUCACAGCCAGUCUUCCGAUGGAUAGAACAGCAUUGGGGGUCACAUUCCAUAGAUCUCUUCACAGACCGCAUCACACAUCUGCUACCAUAUUACGUCUCAUGGCUGCCAGACCCACACGCCAUCGUCAAAAACGCUUUCUCUGUACCAUGAACAGAAUGGAAGAGCUGCUACUUAAACCUGCCGUGGAAUCUCAAAUCUCGUUGUCCCCACAAGAUUUGGCAGGAAGACGUCACAGCAACGACUGUAGCACUGAUUUGACCAAGUGCAAUUUGGUUCCCACUGCUCCUCCAGAUAACGACAGAACCGCCAAUUCUCCUGUCCAACCGAGAGAUCAUACUGGCAUCCCCCAAGACAUUGUGGCCACUCAGGAGUUCCACGUGGAAGCUAUCCACAUGCAGGAUAUCAAGCGAUGCUUCACGGAAACAGAAUUAAACUUUUAGGAUCUCAACCUGUUCAUGGAGGGCGCCCUGGAAAAUACACCCACUAAUAGUAUUUACCAAAGGGGACAGCACCUCUUUAUUAAAUGGGCUAUGCAACAAGAUAUCUCACCAACUGAAUUUACGGCUUAGGAUCUGAUCAACUUAUUAGCACAUGCACAUUCUCUUGGA